UGGAGAUUCAGCGGCGUACAGCAUGUAGGCAAAGCCUUGAUGUAUCGGACCCUUGAAAUUAUUAAAGUUUAAAGAUGCCCGCAGGUGUGUCUUGGCCGAGGUACCUACGGAUGCUUGGGGCAAGUAUAUUGUCCAUGUUUGCUGGAGCACAGGUUGUUCAUCAGUACUACAGGCCUGAUCUGACUAUCCCAGAAGUACCACCAAAGCCUGGAGAGCUGAGGACAGAACUCCUGGGACUGAAAGCUAAAGAGUCUGUUUCAGAAACAUAGAGACACUUUGAAGAAGCCAGUGACUGCUUGUAUAUAUAUGUACAGUUAAACAGUGCUUCUGUAACAUGUUUGUAAUUUCACAGCUGAAAGGCAUAUAAAUAUUAACUGUUUCUUUGUCAAGUAAUUACCAUGUUUAUUACUGUCAAUUAAAGUUAUUAC
Molecule: messenger RNA, 428 nt
Organism: Chanos chanos (milkfish)
Lineage: Eukaryota; Metazoa; Chordata; Actinopteri; Gonorynchiformes; Chanidae
Gene: uqcc6
Product: ubiquinol-cytochrome c reductase complex assembly factor 6
Exons: 3
Coding region: 75-269 (64 amino acids)
Biological process (GO): mitochondrial respiratory chain complex III assembly
Cellular component (GO): mitochondrion
Source: RefSeq, a predicted model, not a curated record